AUGAAGCCAGUCGUAUCCGCCUUGAACGCAUGGAGCUGCACGGUUCUCUCGGUCUUCGCCAUUGUCAUCCUCUCCAUUGUAGGGGGCCUGUUUGCGACAGACCAUCACUCGAUGAUGGGGUUAGAAGGAGAUCCUGAAGACGGUGGAGCGGUCGCAGGCUCUAUAUUUAUUGCAGUGGCGGUUUAUGCUGCCAGGCAUUCUUGGUAUUCUGUGGCUUUCAAGCUUGGCUGCAUGUUCGGGCGAGUCGGCGGGGCGCUAUAUCACUGUGAUCAUAACGGAUUCUCUGCGAUAAAGGAGAAGAUACUCUCCGAAGAGCUGGGCAGACUGACGGCGUAG
Messenger RNA from Cladophialophora psammophila CBS 110553, 336 nucleotides. RefSeq lists its product as uncharacterized. The record is from RefSeq and is a predicted model, not a curated record. The coding region runs from base 1 to 336 and encodes 111 amino acids. NCBI's taxonomy places the organism in Eukaryota, Fungi, Ascomycota, Eurotiomycetes, Chaetothyriales, Herpotrichiellaceae. The transcript has 4 exons.